AUGCCAGAGCCUGAGGUUCUGAGCCUCAGUUUUCAGCUGGGCCAGGUCCUGAACCCCCACCUCCCUGCCCUGCGACUCGGCUCCUCCUCACCUCUUUCCAGCGUCUUCCUCUGUCAGGUGCUGUUUCCAGAUGCCAUAAAAAUGGGUAGCAGGACACAGCUUCCAGCUCCAGGAGGCCCGAAGAGGGGGCUCGGACACACAGAAGCAUCGGACGAGAGGCCCUGGGAGCUCGGGACCCAGGAACAGAGGCCAGGGAAGCAGUCAUCUUGGGUAGCCCUGGAAGGACCUGGGGAGCUGCAGGCAGGCCAGGAAGAGGCCCCACCCGGGAGUGGGCAGGAGAUGCUGCCAUCCGGACUUGGUGCAAUCCCUGAAGGGCUGCAGCAGCUGGGGAUAGAGACCGAGGACCAGUGGCGGGGACCCCAGAGCCCAAGGGCUGUGGGGCGUCAGCCCCCGGAGAGCUGUCAGGUCCCAGAGUAUCAGUCACCAGGUCACGAGGCAGCAAAUGGGUCAGAAGUUGCACAGCCAACAGAGCCUUUUUGCACUUUGGACAGCUGGGGGCAGUCACUGAAAGAUGAUGUCCCCAGGGAGGAAGGCAUCCCACAAGUUAGGCUACAGGAGUCUCUGCCGAAGCCCCGCUCAGGGGCACACGAGACCAGCUCCCAGGAAGCACUGCCACUAAUGCCCAGGGUAACUGCAGAGAAAGAGAUGGCCAGUUCUCUCUUGCCACUCAUGCCAGGACCUCAAAUACCCAAAGAAAGACUUGAGGCUGUGGAGACCCAGCCAUCACCCAGGCCUCUUCUUUCACCAGAGGUGAGGGACAUUGGCAACAGGAGGGCAUCGGACCAUGCACAGAAGAAGCUGCAGGAGUUCCAGGCGGCUGCAAGGGUCCAGAGCCCUGGGAACCCCCGGCAGGGCUUCAUGAAGUGCUUGCUGGAGGUGGAGGAGGAGGAGGCCACCCAUCGGAAGGCCUCAAAGGCCCGGGCCUUGGCAGCCCGGAGGUCCUCUAGGACCCUGACCUCUGUGCCCUCCUCAGGCCCUGUCAACAACUCCACCCCAACCUUGCCUCUGACCCUGCCUCAGACCCCCACCUCCAUCUCUACCACCAUUCCAUUGUGGGCCCGGCCACAUUGUGGGCCUGGCUCAGCCCCUGCUCCUGUGGGAGCCUCCAUCCCAGGGUCAGUGCCCACCCCGGACCUGGGCUGGAGAUGGUCAGACUUAGUGCCCCAGAGCAACGAGAGGAGCCUGGGUUAUGCCAAAGCAAGGCAGGAGCAGGAAGAACGAGGCCUCAGGCUGUGUCCAAGCUGGGAGGAAUGGAAUGGGGAGCAGCUCACCUUGAAGCAGGAAGAAGCCUUCCGCAGCUACUAUGAGAUCUUCAAUGGCCCUGGCGAGUUGGAUGCACAAAGCCUGAAGAACAUCCUGCUCCUCGUGGGCUUCUCCUUGACGCAGGCCCAGGUGGAGGAUGCCCUGAUAAGUGCUGAUGUCAACGGAGAUGGUCAUGUGGACUUCAAAGACUUCUUGGCUGUGAUGACGGACACCAACCGCUUCUUCUGCUCCAUGGAACAGAAUGCCCUGAUGGACAUGGCCCCCCCAAAUCCCCACACGCUACUCUUUGAGAUCCUGUCUCUUCUGGUGGAGAUGUUAGCCCUGCCGGAGACAGCCUUAGAGGAGAUCACAAACUACUACCAGAAGAAGCUAAAGGAAGGCACCUGCAAGGCCAGAGAGAUGGAGUCAGCCAUAGGCCGGCUACGGGCUCGGAAGAAGCUUUCCUAUAACCCCCAGCAUGCAGACAGCUUGGAAGUCCCAGAACGAAGGGUCCUCAGGAUCCUGAGCCGGCUAAAGCAGCAGAACUAUGCUGCCAACCUGCAAAGCCCCUAUGCCCAAGUGCCCUGUAUCCCACUCUGCCCAAGGGUGGAUAAGAAGAUGGUCCGUCAGAAGCAGGGCAGCCACUACGUACUGGACCAGUGUUCCCUCACUGGCCUGAGCCCCGACCUCCGUAGCCUCUUCUUCCAGUCAGGACUUCAAGGAAGCAGGGAACAUAGCUCCGACAGCAGAAAAUGGCUCAGCUCCAUGCCAGCUCGAACCCUCUGACGCUCUGGAGCCCUGACUGCGGGCAGUUCAAGGCCUGCAGACAACUGGGCAAUAAGACAGGGCUGGCUGCUGGAAUGUGCUUUUAUGGCCUGGUAAGCCAAUAAACACCAAGAACCUCACCUUCUGUGCCUGGUGCCAAGGAAGGCCUCACAAUUUUCACCAACCUACCUGGCUCUUUUAAUACCGGGUUCUGGCCUGGUUCAGUCUUGAGGCAAGGCUGCUCAGGGGCUGGUAGAGUGGCUCAAAUGGUAGAGUGCCUGCCUAGCAAGCAUGAGGCCCUGAGUUCGAAGCUCAGUACUGCAAACAAGACAAAAAACUCUGCCCAGGGUUGGGAGCACCUGUGCAGCUGCCCGUGGGGCAAAGUCUUGACCUCUGUGCACUCUCAAAACAGAGCUGAGCCCCCUCAGAUCAGUGUCUUCCCCGACUUGGGCUGGCAGUCCCACAAAGGCAGUGGUGAACAAAAGUCAUGUGCCUGGGAAAGACCUGGCCUCUGAAAGAGGCAGGCUUGUGGAAGAGCAGAGGUGGCCUUAGUGGGUCUCCCUCACAGAGCCCAGGGACCCAGGGCUCUCCUUCCCAUGAGUCAUCAGGGAGUGAGUCCUUGUCCCACCAAUCCACAUCCCACUUUCCCUACCCAAGUCUCUCUGGAUUGACCAGAGGUAGUUCCUCAGGGUUCAACAAGCAGCCACAGCAGGAGGUAGGAAGCCAGGAACUGAAAUGAGGACAAGGAUCUGACAAGUUUAAAACAUGUAUUUAAAAUACAAUUUAUAAAAUGCUUAAUCUGCCGACUCAGGAGCCCGCGAUGCGGGGUGGGGUGGGGUUGGGCAGCUGCCCGCUACACCAGCAGAGUGAGACUGCAGGGGUGUGGCCUUUCCUCCCAUCCCCUUCUGUUCAGACAUCCAAGGGGCCCAUGUGCACCCCUGGAGUCACAUGACCAGAAUAGGACCCCAGAGGUUUCUUGAGUCUCUGCUUACCAGGGAGGCUGGGUGCAGCCCUGCCAGCCCAUCCCUGAGCAGAGCACCCCCAGAUGGGGCAGAGCAGGGUAUGGCAGGGCAGGGCAGGUAGGUGGGUGGGCGGGGCAGGUGGGCUCUGGAAGGGGCUGAUGGCAGCAGAUAGGGUGUUGCCUCCUGCCUGCAGGUGGGGAGCACCCUGAGUGAGGGGGCUGAGAAGGGCUGGUCACCAGGCCCGGACCCCCAGCUCCUUUGGUUAUAGGCUGACAUCAGAGUAGUGGCUCAUGGAAAGCGGUUAGCUGGAAAGGCUGAGGCCUGGCUCACGGGGCCUGGAGGAGCUGGGGGAAGGGACAGUACCUUGAAGGCAGAUCAAGGGGCAGCAGCCUCAGGUUCCUGCCCCUCACCCCCUGGGGAUUUCCAAGCCAAAGCCUGCAACUUACAUUUUUAAAAAAGCACUUAAGGAAAGUUACA
Messenger RNA from Castor canadensis (American beaver), 3506 nucleotides. It is a transcript of the gene Spata21, whose product is annotated as spermatogenesis associated 21. The record is from RefSeq and is a predicted model, not a curated record. Gene Ontology annotation, molecular function: calcium ion binding. Lineage: Eukaryota; Metazoa; Chordata; Mammalia; Rodentia; Castoridae.